Molecule: messenger RNA, 1802 nt
Organism: Pundamilia nyererei
Lineage: Eukaryota; Metazoa; Chordata; Actinopteri; Cichliformes; Cichlidae
Product: protein NLRC3-like
Exons: 1
Source: RefSeq, a predicted model, not a curated record
AGGGUCUUCAAAACUGUCAGUUUAAACUCAAAUCUAACCUGAAGGAGAGGUUCCAGUGUGUGUUUGAGGGGGUUGCUAAAGCAGGAAACCCAACGCUUCUGAAUCAGAUCCACACAGAGCUCUACAUCACAGAGGGAGAGACUGCAGAGAUCAAUGAUGAACAUGAGGCCAGAAUGAUUGAAACUGUGUUCAAGAAACCUGCCAGACCAGAAACAACAAUCAGGCAAGAAGACAUCUUUAAAGCAUCACCUGGAAGACAUGAACCAAUCAGAACAGUGCUGACAAAGGGAGUGACUGGUAUUGGGAAAACAAUCUUAAUACAAAAGUUCACUCUGGACUGGGCUGAAGACAAAGUCAACCAGGACAUCCAGUUCAUAUUUCCAUUCACUUUCAGAGAGCUGAAUGUGCUGAAGGAGGAAAAGUUCAGCUUGGUGGAACUUGUUCAUCACUUCUUUACUGAAACCAAAAAAGCAGGAAUUUGCAGCUUUGAAGACUUCCAAGUUGUGUUCAUCUUUGAUGGUCUAGAUGAGUCUCGAAUUCCUCUGGACUUCCACAAAACUACAAUCCUAACUGACCCUAGAAAGUCCACCUCAGUGAAUGUGCUGCUGACAAACCUCAUCAGGGGGUACCUGCUUCCCUCUGCUCGCAUCUGGAUAACCACACGACCUGCAGCAGCCAAUCAGAUCCCUCCACAAUGUGUUAAUAUGGUGACAGAGAUUAGAGGGUACACUGAUCCACAGAUGGAGGAGUACUUUAGGAAGAGAUCCAGAGAUGAGGAGCAGGCCAGCAGGAUCAUCUCCCACAUCAAGACAUCACGAAGCCUCCACAUCAUGUGCCACAUCCCAGUCUUCUGCUGGAUCACUGCUACAGUUCUGGAGGAUGUGCUGCAAACCAGAGAGAAAGGAACACUGCCCAAGACCCUGACUGAGAUGUACAUCCACUUCCUGGUGGUUCAGGCCAAAAUAAGGAAGGUCAAGUAUGAUGGAGGAGCUGAGACAGAUCCACACUGGACUCCAGAGAGCAGGAGGACGGUUGAGUCUUUGGGAAAACUGGCUUUUGAUCAGCUGCAGAAAGGAAACCUGAUCUUCUAUGAAUCAGACCUGACAGAGUGUGGCAUCGAUAUCAGAGCAGCCUCAGUGUACUCAGGAGUGUUCACACAGAUCUUUAAAGAAGAGAGAGGACUGUACCAGGACAAGGUGUUCUGCUUCAUCCAUCUGAGUGUUCAGGAGUUUCUGGCUGCUCUUCAUGUCCACAUGACCUUCAUCAACUCUGCAGUCAAUCUGCUGGAAGAACAACAGACAUCGUCCUGGUGGUCAAAAUUUUUUAAUGCACCAAAACUACAGUAUGUCCACCAGAGUGCUGUGGACAAGGCUUUACAGAGUCCAAAUGGACACCUGGACUUGUUCCUGCGCUUCCUCCUGGGUCUUUCAAUGCAGCCCAAUCAGAUUCUCCUACGAAAUUUUUUGCCAGACACACUAAGUAGCUCACAGACUAUUCAGGAAACAGUCCAGUACAUUAAGAAGAAACUCAGUAUGAAUCUGUCUGCAGAGAAAAGCAUCAAUCUGUUCCACUGUCUGAAUGAACUGAAUGAUCGUUCUCUAGUAGAGGAGAUCCAACAGUCACUGACUUCAGGAAGUUUCUCCACAGAUGAGCUGUCUCCUGCUCAGUGGUCAGCUCUGGUCUUCAUCUUACUCUCAUCAGAAAAAGAUCUGGAUGUAUUUGACCUGAAGAAAUACUCAGCUUCAGAGGAGGCUCUUCGGAGGCUACUGCCAGUGGUCAAAGCCUCCAACAAAGCUGUGUAA